This is a messenger RNA of Panicum virgatum (switchgrass), 1735 nucleotides long. RefSeq names its product integrin-linked protein kinase 1-like. The transcript is spliced from 11 exons. Gene Ontology annotation, biological process: protein phosphorylation. Gene Ontology annotation, molecular function: protein binding; protein kinase activity; ATP binding. The coding region runs from base 145 to 1479 and encodes 444 amino acids. The record is from RefSeq and is a predicted model, not a curated record. NCBI's taxonomy places the organism in Eukaryota, Viridiplantae, Streptophyta, Magnoliopsida, Poales, Poaceae.
GCAAAGGAAGCGACACGACACGACACGACACGCACGCGAACGGGCAGUCGGGAAGGCGGAGAGAGAAAACCCUCUUCCGCUCAGAUUCAUUCGGUUCGGACCACGCGACGCGACAACCCCGAGGGGCGGGCGGGAGAGAGAGAGAUGAACGGGGCGGAGGAGGCCGCGGCGGGGGGAGGAGGGUCCGGCGGGGGCAGCAGCGGCGCGGGGUCGUCGGGGGGCGGGAGCGGGGGCGGGGCCGCGCGGCGGAGGUUCGACGACAAGGGCCUCGUCGCGCGCACCUCGCUCAUCCUCUGGCACACGCACCAGAACGACGUCGGCGCCGUGCGCAAGCUGCUCGAGGAGGACGCCGCGCUCGUCAACGCCCGCGACUACGACAGCCGCACGCCGCUCCACGUCGCCGCGCUCCACGGCUGGCACGACGUCGCCGAGUGCCUCAUCGCCAACGGCGCCGACGUCAACGCGCAGGACCGCUGGCAGAACACGCCACUAGCUGAUGCAGAGGGUGCAAAGAGGCAGACCAUGAUUGAGCUGCUCAAGGAGCAUGGUGGAUUGACAUAUGGGAAAACUGGAAGCCAUUUUGAACCCAAGACAAUUCCACCACCUCUAACAAACAAGGCUGAUUGGGAGAUUAACCCACUUGAAUUGGACUUCGCAAAAGCAGUUGUGAUCGGAAAGGGCUCUUUCGGUGAAAUUCUGAAAGCAAAUUGGCGAGGAACACCUAUUGCUGUCAAGCGCAUUCUUCCAUCCCUAUCUGAUGACAGGCUGGUGAUCCAAGAUUUUAAGCAUGAAGUCAACUUGCUAAUAAAGCUGAGACAUCCAAAUAUAGUCCAGUUCCUUGGAGCAGUCACAGAAACCAAGCCUCUAAUGCUAGUUACCGAGUUUCUACGAGGAGGUGAUCUUCAUCAAUAUCUGAAGGAGAAAGGUGCACUCAGCCCACUUGCUGCUAUUAAUUUUGCACUAGACAUUGCAAGAGGAAUGGCAUAUCUUCAUAAUGAGCCUAAUGUUGUGAUUCACCGAGACUUAAAACCAAGAAACAUUCUUCUGGUGAAUUCUGCUGCCAACCAUUUGAAAGUUGGAGAUUUUGGUCUUAGCAAGAUCAUCAAAGCUCAGCAUGCCAGUGAUGUAUACAAGAUGACUGGAGAAACGGGAAGCUACCGCUACAUGGCCCCUGAAGUUUUCAAGCACCGGAAAUAUGACAAGAAAGUUGAUAUCUUCUCUUUUGCCAUGAUACUAUAUGAGAUGCUGGAAGGCGAUCCACCUUUCUCCAACUACGAACCUUAUGAGGCUGCUAAGUAUGUUGCAGAAGGGCAUCGCCCAGCUUUCCGUAAAGGACAUACUAAUGAACUGAAGGAUUUGGUUGAGCUAUGUUGGUCUGGGGAUAUCAGUCUGAGACCAUCUUUCUUGGAGAUCCUCAAGAGGCUUGAGAAGCUCAAGGAGCAUUUUUCACACGAGAACCACUGGCAUUUGUUCCAGUAGUAGUGCAUAUAUAUUCAUUACUAAAGGUGGUAUUCUGAAUGGGUUUUCUUGGGAGAUCUGACAUUGAUGAAUGUACAAAAUUAGGUGCCUCAAGAAAGCUCCACUGAGACGGUGAAACUUUCUUGCUGUUUUACUUUGAUGCUAUUUCUGGUAAAGAAAACAGAAACUUUGUUUGUAACCGCAUCGCUUCUUUUAUCGUUAGGUUUUCACUCUGCUUCUCAGCUAUAGUUAUAAAGAGAGAUUGUUUGAUUAGGAA